Messenger RNA from Synchytrium microbalum, 906 nucleotides. RefSeq lists its product as uncharacterized. The record is from RefSeq and is a predicted model, not a curated record. Lineage: Eukaryota; Fungi; Chytridiomycota; Chytridiomycetes; Synchytriales; Synchytriaceae. The transcript is spliced from 5 exons. Bases 1 to 906 code for a protein of 301 amino acids.
AUGUGGACCUACGACCAACUGCCGUCGCUCAACGGCAAAAAUAUAAUCAUUACUGGUGCUUCUGCUGGCCUGGGCCUCGCCUCUGCUAUCGAGCUAGCCAAGAAGGGUGCAACUAUCUUCCUCUGUGUUCGCUCGCAAGCACGUGGAGACGAAGCUUUACAACAGAUUCGGGCUGCAACGGAUAAGGGAGUUCUGGAGCUGGCGAUUUUUGAUCAAACCGACUUGAAGAGUAUUGAAACUUUUGCAAUCAGCUUCAAAGCUCGAGGUAUCCCUCUCAACGUGCUGCUCUGUAAUGCGGGGGUUGGCUUGGUGCCAUUCGAGCUGAUUGAUGGUGUAGAACGUCACUUACUUAUCAACCACAUCAGCCAUAUGUAUCUGGUCUACUUGCUCGCCCCGCUUUUAAAAUCCACUCCCAAGAGCCGUCUCGUCAUGGUAUCAGCAAGGGCAAUCGACGUGCUCAGGAAGGUCCCAGUCUGGGAAACAGACAACUUGGAGGCUAGCAAAUACUCGCCGAUUUUUGCUUAUGCAAACUCUAAGCUGGCCAACAUCGCCUUUGCCAAUGCGAUGCAGGAGAAACUGGGUGCAGGAGUGUAUGUCAACUCUAUCGACCCAGGUCCGGUUGUCACUAAUAUCGUGACCGGGGUCUCAAAGGGAUGGCUCAGCGUUGCCGCUCAUAUAGCCACAGCCCUCUUUGCAGUAAAUGCUCGAGAAGGUGCCGUCAAUCAGGUCUACUGCUCAGCUGCUACGGAAAUCGAGAGUCUGAAUGUGCAUGCCACGUAUUUUACCGGCCGACUUAAAGCUAAGGCAGUCAAGCUGGCCAAUGAUCCUAAACUAGUAAUAUCACUGUUCAACUACUCUGAGGCCGUUAUUAAACGAGUUACUGGCGCGGAGCUACCAACAUUUUAG